CAGGAAAAGGGUAAAAAAUAAUUUGGACCAAAGGUGAUGGAUGUCUGUCUUUACUUGGAUUUGUUAAAUCAUACCUUGAAUUAUUAGUUCUAUCUCUUAUGCAUUCAACGGUGGAAAUUGAUGCAAUUGCAAUAGGUAAGACGGUGACAAGUAUGGAGAUUCCUUUCAAUAUUUAUAUGAUAAUUCAUUCAUUGUCAUACACUGAUAUAAAAAACCCUUGCAGAGCACAAGAUCACUGGUCUCCAUGUGCUCUCUGCCUUUUACCUUUUUACAAACAUAAUCAGUACUGAUUGUUUGAUUUCGGCCUCCUCCUCUUUGCUGUUAAAACGUGAACAAAUUUCCCUUUUGAAAGGCAUGAAGUAUUCUAAUAUGUUUUUUGAGGUUUUGAAGAAGAUUUGAGGUGUUUCAUCUUCUAAAAGAGAGGUUUUAGUCAUUAGGGAUGUUUGAUGGAGGCUUGACCAUGUCUUUCCAUAAAGUAAUCUGCCCAUCAGUUGUGGGUUAUUUAAGUAAAAUCAGAACUCAUUGUAGAACAAGGCCAAAUCCAUCUUUCGCGGUGCAAAUGUCUUCAACUCUUGUGCAAACCGAUGAGAAUGGAGAUCAUUAUGAAUCCAAAAAGAUAUCGAGUUCACCUUCAGCGCAACUAAAAAGUCAGCCCCAGAGUUCCCUGCUUAGCCAAGAGAAUACUGUAGGUAUAAUUGGAGGGGUUUCUGUUUUGUCCACUCUUAUUUUCCUUGAGAAACUUGUUUGGUGGAGCUCAAGAAAUGGGGAAGAAUGUGUUCCUUUUGUCGUCUGCAGCGAUCCUGCCCUCGAUGGAAGCGAUCAACCGGUUCAUUCGCCUUUAAGUGAAAUUGCUGAAAAUGAAGUGAACCAUGAACAUGUUAUUGUCCACAGUCUGAAGCAGAAAAGAGUGUUUCUUGAGAAAUCUGGAGCCCGCUGCAUUGUGAUGCCAUGCCACAUCUCAAAUGCAUGGUAUGAUGAAAUAUCUGAGUGCUGCACACUGCCGUUUUUCCAUAUUGGGGAAUGUGUUGCCAGGGAGCUCAAGGAAGCAAAAUUGAAGCCACUUGAUGCUGGAAGUAAUGUUCGGGUUGGGGUGCUUGCCGCUUGUGAAACAGGUGUUGUCGCAUACGAAGAAAAAUUACAGAAUCAGGGGUUUGAGGUUGUUUUGCCAGACACGACUGUGGAACACAUUCUAAUGCCAGUGAUUGAGUCAUUGAACCAACGGGACGUGGAAGGGGCUCGAAACCUGCUGAGAAUCGCAAUCCAGGUCCUUCUGAUCAGGGCUGUGAAUGUUGUCAUCCUUGCUUCAGAGGACCUGCAGAAUCUUUUACCUCGAGAAGACCCUCUCCUUAAGAAAUGUAUGGAUCCGAUGGAUGCUUUAGCCAGGACAACUAUAAAAUGGGCUAAAUCUGCAAAACAGAUACAUAAGAAAACUUGAACAAUGCUUGGCAUCACGUUGCCAACAUGGUGUCAAAACUAUUGCUGUCUUGUAGGGUAUAUUUGUCUAUCUGAUUGUGGUGCCAAAUAAAGGAGUAAUACCAGAUGAAUAUAUUAAAACAAUUCAAUAUAAAUCCAUAACCCAUCAAAAUUCCAAAUCCCAAGUGUUCUAAUAAUGUAUGAAAG
Hibiscus syriacus is the source of this 1620-nucleotide messenger RNA. Its product is annotated as broad specificity amino-acid racemase RacX-like. The record is from RefSeq and is a predicted model, not a curated record. Lineage: Eukaryota; Viridiplantae; Streptophyta; Magnoliopsida; Malvales; Malvaceae.